This is a messenger RNA of Dinoponera quadriceps, 3857 nucleotides long. It is a transcript of the gene wfs1, whose product is annotated as wolframin. Gene Ontology annotation, cellular component: endoplasmic reticulum membrane. NCBI's taxonomy places the organism in Eukaryota, Metazoa, Arthropoda, Insecta, Hymenoptera, Formicidae. Gene Ontology annotation, biological process: calcium ion homeostasis; endoplasmic reticulum unfolded protein response. The record is from RefSeq and is a predicted model, not a curated record. Gene Ontology annotation, molecular function: protein binding. Bases 113 to 2707 code for a protein of 864 amino acids. The transcript has 6 exons.
UCGAGGCGUGCAGGUGUUGUGACUUUUGACGUUUCGUUUUGAUCGCGUAAAAGACGGACGUGCGGGAAUUCGUGCGGGCGAGUCUUGAACGUAGCUCCUCACGCCGAGCGUCAUGGCCGGUAUAGUGCCGCUGUCCAGUAGGUCCGGUAGAAAACAGUGGACGCUACACGAUGGGCCCAGGAGUUCCCUCAGACGGUUACGUUCUCAGCUGGCAGAGGAUGGCUGUCCAGAAUCCCAAGUGGUUUUGGCCAAGCAAUUGUUGGAGGAACGAUGUGAGCAUGAUAUUGAUAAGGAGGAGAAUGCUAAACUAGGUGUUUAUUGGCUGACGAAAGCCUCGGAGCAAGGAAAUCUAGAAGCCACCGAUAUUCUCAGGAAAUGUUUGGCUACAGGUCGUGGCAUUACAGAACACAACUAUUAUGAUGUGAAGAAUUGUUUGGAUAUGACGCAAGAUGAGAAACUGGCUAGAAGGGCAGCCAGAGAGAUGUUUACAAGUUUGUCAAAUGGUGAGGACUUCAUCACGACGGAGCAAUUGCAGAGACGCAUGAGGAGUUUAGCGUCUCCAUCGAUCAACAGCGCUGAUUGCUCCCACUCAAAUAACGUCUCCACGAACUCGUCGCAAAAGGGACUGGACGAUGAUAACGAUUGCUUCCCCAGAAACGGGCUUCCCGAAGAUUCCUCACCUACGAGAGACGAAGAUCGGGUGAACGAUAUUCAUGGUUGGACGGAUCAUCAGGGCGAGAAAAUCACAGAGGCUGCUCUGGUGUCCGCAGCGGCGAGCUAUGCGCGCGGAAUGCUUCCAGUGGUGUCGCGCGUUCUGUGCAUGGUUGAUCCUUCCGAGCUUGACACGAUACCGCUGCUGCAGAGACCGUUCAUACAUCCGCUCGCGUCGCUGAAGCGCUUCUACAGCUGGCUGAUCGAGACGUUGGGUCGAAGAGGGACGUCCGUCAGAAAGUUGCUCUUCACAUCGAAUCUACACAUUCUCCUGUUGCUCCUGUUGUACUCAUUAUUCGGCACGGAGAGCCUGAUCCUUUUUAUACCGAUGGCUCUCUACUAUCUCUCGUUCGUGAUCAUGGUAGUGGCCACUUUCCAAAUGCUCCAGCGGAAACGCGAGUUCAACGACUUCCGCGUGUGGUCGGGCCUCUUCCUGAGUUACUCGGGCGGCAAUCUGAAUCCCGAAGAGGCCGAGUACCAAUUCUGCCGCAACAAUCUGAAGCCGUACGGCCACUUUUUCCUCGCAUUGCUAUUGAACCUGAUGAUCUACCCUCUGAUAGCACACCAGUGGACCCCGCAGUCCGAGUUCACGAUAAUCGCGGUCACGUUCACCCUCAUCACCCUCUUCAACUUCAUGUGGAAGAACUCGUCGAGGUUCCCCGACUUCUUGGCUCUCUUCAGCUUCGGCGUGCACGUGCUCGCCAAGUAUCCCUACGAGAUGGACGUGGUAGUGGCGCAGGGCUGGCGAUUCUUGGACAUCAGAGUGCCGACGUUCGCUUCCUACGUCGUCGGCAACGGCAUCGAGUUCUGCCUGAACUUCCGCGCCGUGUUUUAUCUCCUGAUACCGGCGGUCUUCGCGAAGAUGGCCGCGAGGGACAGCUGGCGUGGCACGUAUCGCACUCUGAUACCGCACUGCGUCACCUUAAGCUGGUGGCAGAUAGCGAUCUUCAGUUCUCAGGGCGCAACGUGGUACGGUCUGAUCCGGGGCGCUCUGGCGUUGGUUGGCAUGGUACUGUUCCUUCCAAUCGCCGGCAUUGCUUCGGUCAUCCUGCCGAUCGUAGCCGCUGCCAAGUAUCUGUCGGAGAAUGACUUGGCUAUGAGGAUAGUCGUCACCACCGUACUCGGGGGAAUGCCGUUUCUGACUUCGUGGUACCUCAGGAGGACCAGGACGCUGAGAUUUAAUUGGAUCAUCACGCUCAUUCAGAUUACUCUCGGCGUUGGCGCUGCGGCAUUCUUAUCGUGGCCGAUGAUAAUGGAAUAUAAGCAGGAAGCCGAGGUGGUACCGUACGAGAUUGCUCCCACCUUGACGUGGGAUCAAUAUCAGAAUUACUGUCAUCAGCCCGCGUGGGAAGAGCUGUCGUCGAAGGCUCAGGUGCAGGUGCAGUGCGCACAAUUGGAAGGCAUACCAGUCUCGUGGGAGGGUUACGUGACGAAUAUCAGGCUGAAGUCGAUCAAGAACAACAUCGCGCUCGUACUGAAUCCGCUGCCCGACAAUAUCCGCGCGAUACUCAGUUGCAUGUACGGGGAGGCUUACCAAGAGAACUGUAAUUCGGGCGACGAGAUACGUAGGAAGCAUUGCAGACACUUCACGGGCAUCCAAAGGAGGAGGGCCAAGUGCCACUUCACGGCCUGGGAUCAGUACGAAUUCGAGAUAUCCGUCAAGAUGAAAAACGGCAUGUGGGGAAGCACCACGGAAAUAUUUCUCGUCGCGGACCAUUCCUUCGCUAAUUUCAGCCUGAACAUAUAUCCGGGUGACAAGAUCUGGUUUUCCGGCACGCUUCUGAACAACGGUUUAGAGAGAGAGUCUCUUCUCGGUGGCUCCGAGCCGCACAUCGAUCUGGAGGAGAUUGGAUGCCUCGCGUGCAACUCCCUUGACUUGAAAUCCUGCAAGCGUUACAAGUAUCGCAUAACUUUAAGCUCUAUCAUCGGGGAUCUUUGUCUCAGCAUAAAGACUGUACUGAACUUUUUGUUGAAUCCGAUCGUGAUGUUCAAGUGAUCGUGUUCCACAUGACUGAAAUCCCUUAGAUCUCUCUAACUUCUUAGACUUAACUGUACGACGAAAACGAUUUCGAUAUUACAUUAUUACUUCGAUUGAUUCAACAUUACAUGGACAUAAUUUGAUUGAAGAUAAGAGUAUUCUGCUCGUGAGACGAUUUAGAUUAAAUUAUAAACCGGGAAAAGGGGAAAUUGCGAAAGAUUCGUGUGAAUAAUGUACCAAGGAAAUUUAAUUUUAGAACACGACGAAUCGAUGAAUUAUGAGCUGCAACAUAUUUAUCUCAAAAGACAUUUCAACAUUGAAACGCAUACAAAUCUAUUGUUAGUAUUAUUAUAUGAUCUAUUGAUAGAUUUACAUGCGUUUAAGCGACAAUGUAACGUGACGUGAUCGUUUUAUUGUAAUGGAUUAUCGUUUUACAUAUUACGAUGCCAUAAACAUGCUGCGCAAUAAUGCGUGUAGUAUAAUUCAAACUGAAUGAAAUGACUAUUACGUCAGUUACGUGAAGUACGCAGAGCGGCAUUUCCUCGGUGUUCUGAUAUGCGUGUCAGAAAUCGAAAAAAUAUGAAAGUAGAAAAUAGUGCAAGUGUUUCGAUGUUACCGACGCCUCAGGCAGUACAUUAUAUGUAUUAGGCUCUCAUAAACAAGUCGGAAUCCGCUUCUCAGAGUAUCGCAUAUAUUUUAAGAUUGAUAUACUCUUUUGACGCUAAAUAUGAGCAUCAUUAUGAAAAGGCACCUUUAAGCACAAGUAACUAGGACUUCAACUGUUUGAAAUCUAGUUACUUCCACUUCACGGUAUCGAUCGUGUGUAACUUCUCUCCUAGGACGGAAACGAAAAGUGAAACAUUUUCAAAUUAGAAAAUUUAUACUUUUUACGAGUUCACACCACAGGAGAAUAUUUAUGACCAUCUAAGUGUUGAUCAUGAAUCUUCGCCUGAAUUCACGAAAAGUGUAAAUUUUCCAACUUGAAAACACUUCGUUUUUCAUGCUUCCUAGGGGAAAAAUUACGUAGUCGAUACCCAAACCAAAUCCCGUUGUGUAAAAAUAAUUCCUAAUCCUUAUUCCUUCUACUUAAUAUUUAUUCUUAUUCUUAAUAUAUGUUCUAUUGUGCGCAGAGUCUAAAGCUAAUAUAUAUUUUAUAUAUACAUACAUA